Molecule: messenger RNA, 4548 nt
Organism: Gopherus flavomarginatus (Mexican gopher tortoise)
Lineage: Eukaryota; Metazoa; Chordata; Testudines; Testudinidae
Gene: RAB3IL1
Product: RAB3A interacting protein like 1
Exons: 12
Coding region: 83-1315 (410 amino acids)
Biological process (GO): exocytosis
Cellular component (GO): Golgi to plasma membrane transport vesicle
Molecular function (GO): guanyl-nucleotide exchange factor activity
Source: RefSeq, a predicted model, not a curated record
CCCAGCCCGGCGUGGGGAUGGCUGCAGCAGCGCGCCCGGCGUGAGGGGCCGCGGGCAGCGCGGGGCGGGGGCCGGAGACAGCAUGUGGAGCGGCCAGGCCCCGUUCAAGGAAGACAGCCAGCAGCUCCAGAAGCAGCCGGCGGUGGGACAGUGGAAGCCGCUGGCAUCAUCCAGCAGUGGGAAGGAGCUGCCACAGCUGGAUCCUCGCUGCAGGGAGGCAGGUGGGGGAGACAACGACCAAUCCACAGCGCAGCGCAAUGUCUCCCGCCUGCGCAGCUCCUCGGUGGAGAUCCGUGAGAAGGGAUCAGAGUUCCUGAAGGAGGAGCUCCACAGAGCACAGAAGGAGCUGAAGUUGAAGGAUGAGGAGUGUGAGAGGCUGUCAAAGGUCAGAGAGCAGCUGGAGCAGGAGCUGGAGGAGCUGACAGCCAGUCUGUUUGAGGAAGCGCACAAGAUGGUAAGAGACGCGAACACUAAGCAGGUGGCUUCAGAGAAGCAGCUGAGGGAGGCGCGAGGAAAGAUCGACAUGCUGCAAGCAGAGGUGACUGCUUUGAAGACUCUGGUGAUCACUUCCACACCUUCCUCUCCAAACCGAGAGCUGCACCCCCAGCUCCAAAGCCCCUCCAAAGCCGUCUUCAGGAAAGGGCACGGGCGGAACAAGAGCGCCAGCAGCGCAGUAGUCACAGCCACCAGCCAGAGCCUGCCCUUGGAGCCAGUUAGCAAUGAGUGCAAAGAGGUCGACUCCAUCCUGUUCGCUGAGUUCCAGGCCUGGAAGGAAUCCCCAACUUUGGAAAAAUCCUGCUCCUUUCUGGAGAGGAUUUACCGGGAAGAUGUGGGGCCCUGCCUGGACUUCACCAAACAGGAGCUAUCAGAGCUGGUGCGGGAGGCCGUGGAGCAGAACACGCUCACUAUAGAGCCCGUGGCUAUCCAGGCACUGCCCGUGGUGAAGGUGUCGGCGAUGGAAUGUGGCGGACCAAACGGGUUCCGGUCACAAAUUGUAACGAAGUGUGCUCUGAGUGGCCUGUCCCGAGCCUGCAAACACCGCAUCAAACUGGGGGAUUCUGGGAACUAUUAUUACAUCUCACCAUCCUGCAGGGCCAGGUGCAGAGCAGUGACUGAGGCUGUUCUGGAAGCAGACUCUCAUUUUACUCUGGAGAGCACUGAAAAGAUCACAGCCGUAUGCAAUUUCUUCACCUACAUUCGCUACAUCCAGCAGGGCUUGGUGAGACAGGAUGUGGAGCUGAUGUACUGGGAAAUCAUGCGGCUCAGGAGGGAAAUGUCCAUGGCCAAGCUGGGCUUCUACCCCAGCGCGAUGUAGGCUGGGCCUCGCCGUCUGAAGGGAGCUGCCCCAGCACGAACGUCACAUACUCCCAACAGACAGACAGACUGAGGCAGUGCGUCUACGCCGACGGGGUUCCCUCCUUCUCCCGGCCUGACAUGAACCACAGAGGGGAGGAGCAGAGUUCCCCCGUCCAAAGGCCUCCUUGCUGCCGUUCUCACAGUGACUAUGAGAUGCAGACACCCCCACCUGCCCCCAGAGAUGGGCUGGUCCUUUGAGCUCUGGGGGGUGGCCAGCGCUAAGGGUGGCCAGCUCUAAGUUCUGUCUGUAGUGGACCCUUUUCUCUAUGCUGCCUAUAGCCAGUUUUUUUAAUUUUAUACACAAUCUUGCUUCUGCAGAUUCUCCGAGACUUGCUGUGCACGAGGCGGGUCCUGGGCUCCUCUGUUUGGCAGAGGGUCCUUCGGCACCGAACUGCAGCUGGGCCUUCCCAUAUCCACCCCUCUGCCUGAGCGAGGCGGGGUGCAGUAUUGCUGUGCUGUGCCCCCAGCCCUCACUGGUGCCCCCUGCAAAUGCCAGCCGAGCACAGUAACCUCACUGAGAGCCAUGCAAAGCAUAUUUUCCAAGUGCUUCCCUGCUCCUCUGGCAGUCGCCUACAGGAGUCGCUUUCCAUUCGCUCAGUCACAAAGAGGGGUUUGGUUUUGUAACCCAGCUGAGAGCUGCUGCUGGGAGAACUACAGCAUAGGCCAAAGCUCCAUGCCUGGGGCCUCGGUUACAGUGCAAAUGGAAAUUGCAGAACAGAAAGCUGGCCACAGCUAUGCUGAGGCUGGCUGUACUAGGCUGCAGACAGUGUCUCUUCAGGUCCUUGUGAGGCAGCGGUGCCCGGCUGUGGUCACUGCAGGAAUGAGCAGCUCUCUUGCUCUGCUAUAAACCCCAGCCAGGGACAGAUGCCUCCUAGCCACUCCUUUUUUUAGACUGCGGCCUCAGGCAUUCACCUCCCCCAAUAUAAACUCCAGCCUGGGGCUGUCUCCUCUCUGGCUCUCCUUAUAGCCCCCAACUCAGGCAGUCACUACCCAGUGGCUAGUUGUAGGCUCUGGCCCUGGGCAUUCACUUCUGUGCUGCUUCAUUAUAGAUUAAGGCCAGAAGGAUCCAUUAGAUCAUCUAGUCUGACCUCCUAUAUAACAGAGGCUGUAGAAUUUCACCCAGCGAGUCCUGUAUUGGACCCAAGCCUUGCCAGUGCUUCAGGGGUGAAAGUAACUUAAGGGACUUAGCGGUGCGCAGGGCGGCUGGGGUCCUGAGCAAGGUUGGAGGGGCGGGGCUGGGGCCAGACACCCCCAGCCAGCCCUUCAGCGUGGCCUUGUGGCGAUUUAAAGGGAGCAGGGCUCCCAGCCACCACCGUCAACAUUACCCUGGGGUUCCAGCAGUGAGUUAAAGGGCCUGGGGCUCCGGCUGUGGUAGCAGCGUCUGGGAGUCCCUGGCCCUUUAAAUCACCGCCAGAGCCACAUGGUAACAGCAGCGGUGCCUUGGAGCCCUGGGGCUCUGGUGGCAAUUUAAAGGGCCAGGGGCUCCGUCCACUGUUGGGAGCCCCGGGCCCUUUUAAAUUACUGGGCCCCAGGGAAGCUGCCCCCUGCAGUACAGUCGGCUAUGUACCAGCUCUUACCGGUACGUCGGACCGGACCAGCUUACUUUCACCUCUGCAGUGCUUCCUUAAUGGUCUCCCAGCUCCCCAGCAGGGAGCCCUGAGACACCACUGCAUGUGGGUGACAGCGCCUGGGACAACCAUCUUCUGGGCCCCCCUGCAGCUCACAUCUCCCCUCCCACUGUCAUUAAUAUAGGAGUAUAUGCAGUAGUGCUGGAGGGCCUGAUCCAAAGUACAUUGAAAUCCUUGGACUCCCAGUGUCUUGGGCUCAGACCUUAAAUAUAGAUGGUGCUUUACAGAACCUUGCAAAGCCAUGAUCCUUGCCUUGGAGUGUUUUUAUAAUUGAAUAAUUAACCUCAUCUAUCAUGUCAUCGUCUUGGCUGCCAUCCUGUGCUGUUGCAUCAUCUCGCCUGGUGCUGCGGGGCCGCAUUUCUCUGUGAUGUAAUUCCACUGCCAUCAGCAGAGCCAUGAUUCAGCCCGUUGGCACUCAGACUCAGGUCAUCUGUGAUGUUACAGCCUCUCCCCGGAGGAGCUGCUACACAAGUAACCUGAUCACAUGCAAAGGAAAACACUGUGCCUGAGUCGCCUUCCGUUCUGCUUUUCGUUUGGGAUGCGGGGGGGAGGGCAAAUGGCAAUAGAACCUCUGGGCUGUUUGCAGGUCAGCAGAUGUCUCAUUGCAUAAGAGCCUCUUGAGCGUGGGUCAGCAAUCCUGGGAGAGGCUCUCUUUUUAUUUCGCAAAUGCUGGCUGCACUCUGCUGCUCUGCGGGAUGCUCUGCCUGGUGGCCCUUGGUGCCACCCCGAUGGCAUACAGUGGCACUUGCAAGCAAAGGGUUGGUCAGUAAGUGAAACUCAAGUCCUGCUCCCCAGGGAGAUAGCUGGGAGGAGGAUGCUGGAAAUGCUUCCAUGGUACCUGCCUCUUCCUGCUUAGAACAGGGCUGGUCUGAAACACCAGCACCCAGUUGUGGCCCCACUGCUUGGCUCUGCUUCAACACCCAUGAGCAGUGGUGGAACUGCAAGGUCUAAUUCCUCUUCAGCAACUGGGUGCCCUGGAAAUCCUCGCUCUGAUCCUGGCUGAAAAAUUAUUAGCUGUUUUCUGCAGGGGAAGGUGAUUUACACUGUGAAUUACAGGCCUGGAGAGAGAGCAUUUACGGACAAGCUAGGCUGGGUGCCAGCGUUUGAGCUAGUGUGAAUCAGCAUCUCUCUGAGUCCAGAGGAGCUAUUCUGAUUUACACCAGCUGUGAGGAGGAAAAGCUGAGACUGUCCUCCUGAGAGUCAGAUUUCAGGUCUUCCCUUGCAGUUCCACCUGGAUCUAUUUUUCCAUGGUUCCUGCUCUAAAUUGCUAUGUAAUGUUGCUGUGUGCUGUUACCUAGCUGUGGUGUUCCAGCCUGGAGGUCACUGCAGGUCAGCAGUGGGUGAGAUGAUCCUUCUGUGUAGAUUUUCCUAUCAGUUUGUAAAGUGCUGUGGGAUGAAAGGAGCUAGAGAACUGCAAGCUGUUAUUGGUCUAGACACUUUGUUUUAAAUGUAAGACAAAAACAAUGCAUAAAUUACUCUGAAAUUGCUCAAUUUAAACAGCAAGAUGACUGCACUCUGCUCUUUAUACAGCAAAAUAAACCUUUGUCUAGAGGAAGAAUCACAA